Messenger RNA from Rhopilema esculentum, 1057 nucleotides. Its product is annotated as large ribosomal subunit protein mL46. Gene Ontology annotation, molecular function: structural constituent of ribosome. Gene Ontology annotation, cellular component: mitochondrial large ribosomal subunit. The record is from RefSeq and is a predicted model, not a curated record. Lineage: Eukaryota; Metazoa; Cnidaria; Scyphozoa; Rhizostomeae; Rhizostomatidae.
CGUUGAACCCAACUUCCGCAAAUUCCACCACAUUGAAUUGAAUCUUUUGCCUCACUUUGCAAACGAGAUUUUUUCUUGAUAGAAUAAUGGCUGAAGUAACUGGCCUAGCCGUGAAGCGCACUUUAUUCGGUAGAUGGGCCUCUAACGCUCUGUUAAAAGGAGUGCAAAGAAGCUUUGGAACCCUGUCACAAGUUUCUCCAAGGACAGUACCUUUUUACAGAAAGCCAUGGAAAGUAUGUGUAGCUGUUUUGCUAGAACGAAAGCCCAUUAUAUCGAAACAACUGACUGACAUUGAGCAGCGAUUUGCAACUUAUCAAAAUGUUUUAGAAUUAGAACAGAGUGUCUUAUCUGAUCAUGAGCUGAGAAAACUUAGACUUACCAAGGGCUCAAAAGCAACAAAGAAGAAGAAAACAACAGAGGCUGAGGAACAAAAAAGACUUGAAUGUGAGCAGGAACUCAGAAGAAUUGAGGAUGAGGAGGAAGAAGUUACAGAAGAAGUUGAAAGUCUUCAACUUGGCAGCCAAAAAACUGAUGCUGAUAAGAAACACGAUAAAAGUUCUUUGUUACGUUGCUUGGAUAAGAGCCUGCAUCUUGUUGUAAGAGAUUCAGACAAAUGGCUUUUGCCUGAGACUGAGAUAAAGGAAGAUGAAAAUUUAAGACAAGCAGCUGAAAGGUUGAUAAGCUCUCAGAGUAGCUCAGAGGUUCCAGUUCUUGUUCUAAGCAAUGCACCAUCUGGUGUGUACACUGAGGAAAUCGAAUCUGAAAAAAGAGAAGAAAGUGAUAUCCAAGGCAGGAAGAUUUUUUACUACAAGGCAAUUCUUCAACCCAUGAGGAAUGUUUUUCCGGAAUUCGACAAACCUUCUAACUGGCUGACAAUCAAGGAAAUGCAAGAUCUGAUGCCAAGAGAACAUUUCAAACAAAUCAUUAAAUUCUCAUCAUGAUAAUUUGUAGCGCUAAGUUCAUGUUAACUUUUUUGUAAAUUUUGUUUAUCUGUCGAGCAUCAAUGUACGUGUACUGUUUGAAUCUGAUCAUGAAACUUCACGAUUAAGUCGCUCAA